Messenger RNA from Choloepus didactylus (southern two-toed sloth), 960 nucleotides. RefSeq names its product jumping translocation breakpoint (gene JTB). Gene Ontology annotation, biological process: mitotic cytokinesis. Gene Ontology annotation, cellular component: membrane; spindle; midbody. Bases 348 to 788 code for a protein of 146 amino acids. The record is from RefSeq and is a predicted model, not a curated record. NCBI's taxonomy places the organism in Eukaryota, Metazoa, Chordata, Mammalia, Pilosa, Megalonychidae. The transcript has 5 exons.
CCGGGCGCCCCAGAAUCCCUUGCGGGGCAAGAUGGCCGCGCUGGGAGCGGAAGCAUUAGUGAGAGAAUGUUAAAUCCCUACACCCCCUUUGGCGUUUCCUCAAAGACCUCGCGGGUCCAGGAAAGGAUAACUUACGCCCCUAUCCAACAAAUGUAUAUUGACUUUCCUCGCUGUGGCCAUGGGGACGUCCCGAUAGAGCCUUUGCCCUGGUGAGCAACCCCAAAAUCUCGCAGCCCUGACUUGGAACCUCCGGGAGAGCUUCAAAGCACCGCCUCUGCGCUCCGACGGAGGCACGAGGCCAGUCAGGCAGGUCCCUCUGUCCCAACUGGUGCGACACUGAGCCCUCCAUGCCUGCGGGAGCAGGGAGGCGUGGCCUCCUCCAGGGCCGCCGCCUCUGCUGGUUGGUAUGCGCUUUCGCCUUAAAGCUCUGCCAAGCAGAGACUCCCGUGCGGGAGGAGAAGCAGUCAGUGAGCACCUCAAACUUACCAUGCUGGAUGGUGGAAGAGUUUGUGGUGGCAGAAGAGUGUGCUCCAUGUUCUAAUUUCCAAAGUAAAACCACUCCUGAGUGUGGUUCCACAGGGUAUGUGGAGAAAAUCACAUGCAGCUCAUCUAAGAGGAAUGAGUUCAAAAGCUGCCGCUCAGCACUGAUGGAACAACACUUAUUCUGGAAAUUCGAAGGGGCUGUCGUGGCUGUGGCCUUGGUCUUUGCUUGCCUUGUCAUCGUUCGUCAGCGACUACUGGACAGAAAGGCUCUGGAAAAGGUCCGGAAACAAAUUGAGUCCAUAUAGCUACAUUCCAUCCGUUUAUCCUGGGUCUUAGAGACCUUAUCUCUGACAGAGAAAGCGGAAUGGACUUAUUUGCACCCCUGGCUCUUUGGCCUUGUGGUGGUACCCUCUCCCCCGCCCUAUCUUCCUCUUCCAAAUCAUUAAUGAGCAGAAUAAAAACAAUGAAUAGUUUUCU